Molecule: messenger RNA, 1557 nt
Organism: Cornus florida
Lineage: Eukaryota; Viridiplantae; Streptophyta; Magnoliopsida; Cornales; Cornaceae
Product: UDP-glucosyltransferase 29-like
Exons: 1
Coding region: 61-1410 (449 amino acids)
Molecular function (GO): UDP-glycosyltransferase activity
Source: RefSeq, a predicted model, not a curated record
UGUCCACUAUUUAUUCACCUUGAAGAUUGAAAGAGAGAGACAGAGAACUAGUGAGAGAGCAUGGAUGAAAAACAGAGUAGUAUCAGUGUGUUAAUGCUGCCAUGGUUAGCUCAUGGCCACAUAUCUCCAUUCCUAGAGCUAGCCAAAAGGCUCACAAAGAGAGACUUUUUCAUAUACUUGUGUUCAACACCUGUCAAUCUCAAUUCCAUCAAGAAAAGGCUCACUGAAAACGAGUCUCACUCAAUACAACUAGUAGAGCUUCACCUUCCAUCCUUGCCUGACCUUCCUCCUCACUGCCACACAACCAAUGGCCUCCCAACCCAUCUCAUGACCACCCUCAAACAGGCCUUUGAGAUGUCAACCCCCAACUUCUCCAAGAUCCUCAAAACCCUAAAACCAAACUUGCUCAUUUAUGACUACAACCAGCCGUGGGCAGCAUCCAUAGCUUCUUUCCACAACAUUCCAUCUGUUCAAUUCCUAAUCUUCGGAACCGCCUUCAUGUCUUAUAUCAUCCAUACACUCAAGAAUCCUAGUCUCCAAUUCCCAUUUCCAGCCAUUUAUAUUCACGAGCCGGAGCGCGUUAUGGUUCGUGGCUUGAUUGAUGCUUCUGUCAACGGAGUCACAGACGGAGAACGCUUCCUCCAAGCCCUCGAGCAGUCUUGUAACGUCGUGUUGAUCAAGACUAUAUCUACAGACACGGAGAGGAAAUAUAUGGAUUAUUUUUCAGCUUUGGCCAACAAAAAGAUGGUGUCUUUAGGUCGACUUAUUCAGGAUCCUGUCAAUAUUGAAGAUGAGUGUACAGAGAUCAUGCAGUGGCUUAACAAGAAGGAUGAGUCUUCUACAGUUUUUGUUUGUUUUGGGAGUGAGUUCUUUCUGUCUAAGGAGGACAUGGAAGAGUUGGCUCAUGGAUUAGAGCUUAGCAAGGUGAAUUUCAUAUGGGCUGUUAGGUUUCCCAUGGGAGAGAAAAUUAGGCUUGAAGAGGCACUGCCUGAGGGGUAUCUUGAGAGGGUAGGAGAGAGAGGAAUGGUUGUUGAGGGGUGGGCUCCACAGGCAAAGAUUCUAAGCCAUCCAAGCACUGGAGGGUUUGUGAGUCACUGUGGAUUGAGUUCUAUUAUGGAGAGCAUGAUGUUUGGUGUUCCAAUCAUAGCUAUGCCUAUGAAUAUUGACCAGCCAUUUAAUGCUAGAGUUGUGGAGGAGAUUGGUGUGGGUGUGGAGGUCAAAAGAGAGAAUGAUGAAAGGGUUGAAAGGGAAGAGAUAGCAAAGGUCAUUAGAAAAGUGGUGGUGGAGAAAAAUGGAGAAAAUAUAAGGAGUAAAGCAAGAGAAAUGAGUGAGCAUAUAAGACUGAAUGGAGAGGAAGAGAUGGAUGGGGUUGCAGAUGAAUUUAUUCAACUCUGUAAGCAGAGGAAGUAGCACAAAUUAUUGAAUGAUCAUUCAAAUGCUUAGCAAGAAUUAUCUUUUCAUGAUUUGUAUAAUAUUGUAUGUCUAAUGGUACAAUUUAUAUUGAAAGUAUUUCUUUCAAUUAUUCUUAAUCCAGAAGAAUAUUUGUCUCUAAUGAAA